Penicillium alfredii is the source of this 321-nucleotide messenger RNA. RefSeq lists its product as uncharacterized. The transcript is spliced from 2 exons. Bases 1 to 321 code for a protein of 106 amino acids. NCBI's taxonomy places the organism in Eukaryota, Fungi, Ascomycota, Eurotiomycetes, Eurotiales, Aspergillaceae. The record is from RefSeq and is a predicted model, not a curated record.
AUGGCCGAGUUUCCUGCUCUCCAGCCCGAGUUUCUGUUCUUCAUCCAUGGCCUUACUAUAUCACCUGCUAACCGCUAUCUAAUUUAUUCAGGUAGUGCUUCUCGCAAGAACCCUGUACGGGCUGUGCCCAUGACCGGAGGCACGCUGAAGAGCGCUGCUGGAUUCACCCCUGAGAUUGAUGCAGAUUUUGUGAGCGUUGGCCAUAACUACCUCCGUGGAGACGCGUUCGACAACACUUUGUUCUCACUGCCUUGGAAUAAUGGCGUCUUUAACAAGACAACCCUUGAAAUUGAGGACCAAUCUAUGGCCAAAUGCAAUUAA